AUGGCCCUCUUCAAACGCCCUCCCAAUGAAAAGGGAUCUGUUUGGUUCCCUGUCGCCAUUGGCGUCUUGAUACAAAUACUUUUGGUCCAUAUCCCUCUCUUCACAGCAGGCAGAUUCUUUGCCGGCCUUGGAGUUGGCUUGCUUUCGGCUUUAGUCCCCCUCUAUCAAUCCGAGACCGCUCCCAAAUGGAUCCGUGGAUUGAUCGUCGGCGCAUAUCAGCUUGCAAUCACCGUCGGCAUCCUUCUUGCUGCCAUCGUCAAAAACGGCACUCAUCUCCGGAACAACACCGGCUCGUACAGAAUUCCCAUCGCUCUUCAGUGGCUCUUGUCGCUCAUUCUCAUAAUCGGAAUGCAUUUUCUCCCCGAGACUCCCAGGUACUGCAUCAAGCGCGUAAACUUCAUCUUCUGCUACGGGACUCAGUUCUUCGAGAACUCGGGAAUUUCCAGCGCGUUCCUGAUCAGUAUGAUUCUAGCCAUGGUCAAUGUUCUCUCGACUAUUCCUGCCGCCCUCGUUUUCGACAAGUCGGGUCGCCGCCCGCUGCUCUUGUGGGGUGGUGUAGGCAUGUGCAUAUGCCAAUCUCUUGUCGCUACGCUCGGCACAACGACAACAGGCCAGACUGCCUCUGGGGUCAUCACCGUGCUCAACGUUGCUGGCCAAAAGGCUUCAGUUGCUUUUUGGGCGUUCAACUGGGCCAUUGCUUACUCGACUCCAUACCUCGUCAACUAUGGUCCCGGAUAUGCUAACCUUCAGUCCAAGAUCUUCUUCAUCUGGGGCGCCGCCUGCCUCAUCUGCGUCCUCUUUGUCUACUUGUUCAUGUAUGAGACAAAGGGUCUGUCUCUAGAGGAGGUCGACGAAAUGUACCAGGAGCCAGGUCUCAAAGCCAAGGACAGCAACAAAUGGCGACCGAGCGUCCAUUUCCGAAUAAUCCCGCUUACCGACGUCACAUACCACAACAGGGAGGUCACAUACAACAAGAACAAUGUGUGA
Molecule: messenger RNA, 987 nt
Organism: Sordaria macrospora k-hell
Lineage: Eukaryota; Fungi; Ascomycota; Sordariomycetes; Sordariales; Sordariaceae
Biological process (GO): carbohydrate transport; transmembrane transport
Cellular component (GO): membrane
Molecular function (GO): carbohydrate:proton symporter activity
Source: RefSeq, a predicted model, not a curated record